GUGCUUUCAGUCUUCGACUAGCCAUCAAAGUGAGCAGAUGUAAAAUUUACCGUUAGCGAAUUGUUGUGAUUGCACAGAAUCAAAAUAAAGAAGGAAAGUACCGUUGUGUUAGUGACAGACCAGUGUGUAUAAUCUGCUACUAGAAGAGUGAAAGAUUCUCCAAAUUGAAAGUGAUUGAACAUCCAAUUAUCAGCCCUAAUCAGAACUAGCUUGUGUUGUGGCGCCGUUGCGUCAUAGUUCUUAUCCCAGAAAAAGCUUGAGUGAUUAUAAAUUCUAGUGUCCAGCAGGCGAGCGAUCUCAGUUUCGCACAGGAAGUUACUCGAGAAACCUAACCUCACUUUUCGUUUUGUUCCUCUCGCGAGGGUGAAGAAGUCGUGACACAGAAGAGAAAAUUCAUCAGCCUCCGCCAGUAAGGAUUCCGGUUUUUCGGAUUUGUCCUCGUUUGGGUGCGUUUUUUGUUUCCGUUCGACUUGCAUCGUAGAACCUGGUAGAAUUCGGCAAAACCGGUUCAAUCGAAUCAUCGAGAGACGACGCCGUGGGGGAGGAGGACCGUUCCACACUCUUCUGUGUGCCGUGAUUGAUUACAUCACCGAGAAACGACCAGCUAGCGAACGCAGCGAGCAGGCCGCGCGAGAGUGUUCAGCUCUGGCGGAGCACCGCCACCCUUUAGCGUGGAGCGCUAGUGCUUGGCCCUUUCUCGGGCAGUGUGAAAGUUGCUUUCCGUGUUAAAUCAAGUUCAGGUGAUAGAAUGUGACUGUCCGCGCGGAUUUUAUAUUUUUAAUCCCGCGUUUUUCGAAGAAAGUGAAGAAAGUAAACAUACACAUUUCCGCCCGAAAGACGUACUACGUUGUGCAUUUGGGAAAAGAUAUUAUUUGAAGAUUGCAAACGCAAGGGACCUUAUAAAUUAUAAGUGAAAUAAUUGCUGGUGGUAGUAGAGAAGUACUUGCGUGUGUAGGACAUUUACCACUACAGUGCGGCUGAUAAGGAGGAAAAAAAAGUAUUACCACUGUGUGAGAGUUUGUACAUUUCUUUGCUCUUAGUGACGAUACACGGUGAAGAAAAACUGCCAAGAAAAGACACCGUCGGAAAAAGUAUGUCCCAACGUGAUCGAGAUACAUUCAUUCAUCUAUUCGCUGGAGGUAUCGCAGGUACUGCUGGCGCCGUAGUAACAUGCCCGCUGGAAGUGGUCAAAACUCGUCUGCAAAGUUCGUCCGCAUCGUUUAUACAUAGUAUACCGCCUCGUAUUGCCCAAUCGACAGCAGUAGCAGCAGCAGCGUCCAACGGAGGGUCCGCCGAACGUGGGAAACUGAUCGCCACCGCCGCCAACGAGCACCACCAUCAGCUGCGAACCGCGACGACCAACUCGUCGGACCACCAUCACAACCAUUCCAGCAACAGACAGCGAGUAUGUCCCAGUUCCAUUCUCAGUCGACGGCGCCCAUCGAUCCUUGCGAUACCGCAGUGUGGCCUCUCGACGUCGGUCCAAUCGAUCUCGAUCUGGCAAUGCCUGAAGCACAUCGUACAAACCGAAGGCUCCCGGGCCCUGUUCAAAGGCCUAGGCCCGAACAUCGUCGGCGUGGCCCCGUCCCGGGCGUUCUACUUUUGUGCGUACUCUAAGACCAAGAAUACACUGAACGCGGUUGGUAUCAUUCCAGCCAAUUCACCGCUGGUGCACAUCAUGAGUGCAUCGUGCGCCGGAUUCGUAUCGGCCACCCUCACCAAUCCGAUCUGGUUCGUCAAGACCCGGCUCCAGCUGGACUACAACUCCAAGUCCAAAAUGACCGUGACGGAGUGCGUGAAGCGAAUUUACGCCACGCAGGGCAUCCGAGGCUUCUACAAGGGCAUCACCGCCAGCUACUUCGGCAUCUCGGAGACGGUGAUCCACUUCGUGAUCUACGAAGCGCUCAAAAAGAAACUGAAUGAGCUACGCGAGGCGCACCCGACCGACAAUAAGACGUCCCGAGAUUUUCUCGAGUUUAUGGCGGCGGGCGCCACGUCCAAGACCAUUGCCUCGGUUGUGGCCUACCCGCACGAGGUCGCCCGAACCAGGUUGCGCGAGGAGGGCAACAAGUAUCGCAGCUUCUGGCAGACGAUCCACACCGUCUGGAAGGAGGAAGGCAAGGCUGGACUGUACCGUGGUCUCGGCACCCAGCUGGUCCGGCAAAUCCCGAACACGGCCAUCAUGAUGGCCACCUACGAGGCCGUCGUCUACGUACUGACCAACGAAAUCAACCCGACCGAUUUGAUCGUCGGCAACUGAGAGCGGGAGUACUGCCAGGUGGCGGCAGCGGAAACCAACUGCGAUCAGUGUUUUCCGGCCCUGGCAGCGUUACUAUUUCGUGAAAGGAGCAGCAUCAACGGCAUCAACAACAGUAGUAGUGACGGAGCCACCGGAGGAGAACGUGUCGAAGCGGGAGCGUCGUUUGGCUUGCUCGAGCUGGACCACCCUGCCUUCAUUGUACAUUGUAUUUGCGAUUUUUACGUAGAUCAGUAAAGUGUGAUCUACACGUGUACAGGAUUUUUGGAAACAAGGUCGGAUGGGCCGGCGCAGGUGAAAGAGUCAGGUGUAAUUGUUCUUUUUUUUAUUGCACACCGUUGUUUAUAUAUAUACCACGUUAUUUAGGGAUAUUUAUAUAGAGAGAAGACAUUGAUUAUAUUUUCACAAGGCGAACAAAUUUAGACUUUAAGAACCUUUGGAAGCAGUAGUGGAUGCUUCGUGAACGAAAGAACGAUUCAAAAUGCGCGAGUAAAAUGAGCGCGAGCUUCAACUGUACAAGUGAAUAACAUAGAAGAUUACAAAUCUUGAAUGACCGAGAGACUGAUCGUUUUUGUUUCGGCGAAAUCGUUUUUUCGUUAUUAUUUUUCGGUUCUACGGAAGAAUGCUUUUUUUCCUGGUUUUGUUUUUCUAUCCUUUGAAUUGCCAAUUCGUUUUUAUUAGUUUGAAAUUGGUUGAAAGAGAAGAACAAAACUUCACUAUACUGCUAAACUUGUUUGGCAAAAUCUGUUUUAGUUGUAGGAAAUGCUAGUUUUAGAGAAAAGAGUCAGAUGAAGUCAGUAAGAAAUUAUAUUAAUUUUUUAUUUGAACUUCUCUUCGCAUCCUGUUUUGCCAUGCUUUGAAUACAAAGACUAAAACAAUACCGACUUCUGUGUUACAGUUUCAGCAAAGGAUUCAUCUGUGAGUUGUACCGAAAUCCCAACACCAAAGUCGGUUAUUACGUUUAGUACAUAGCUUCUAGUACAAAUAUAGGUGUAAUUCCACUAUGGAUCAAGCCAAACUCAACCAAAUCUAGAAUCUAGAGAGAGCAAAUUAUUAAUAGAAAGCAGCAUCCCCGACGCAGAAGGCACAAAUUGAGCUAUCAUGGCGAAAGCAUUUGACUUUCAAGACGUCAAAGAAAUUUCUAAGGUUUCCGAUUUGAUUGAGAGCUUCACGCACAAUAUUUGGACUGGAUGCCAUCGGGAACGGGAAUUGCGAAAGUAUAAUUACUCCCAACAAAGUUGUAUACUGCUUUCAUCGCUAGCCCCUUGAUUGAGGCAUUUGUUUGGUUUCUCAUCAUUUGUAGUUUCGUCUAAGUGAAAGGCUCACUUAUAGGUAUUCGAUAGACAAUAUGGUAAAUGGGAGUCUGUGGGCUGAAUGCACUUACUAGAAACGAUAUAUUUAGUUAAAGUAACUUAACCGAGCGAAUGGCGGUCGUUUCGCUAAAAUACGCCUUUAUUGCAUUGAAUUCAUAUCGUUACUAAAACAACUUUUCGGUUUUAAAUCAAAGUACAGGAAACGACUGUCUUUCGCCGGUUAAGUAACUUUUAGAUGCUGUGAUUUACAUUACUAUUGACUUUUAGCGUAAUAUUCGAGGGCUCUGCUAGCUGAGCAUCAAACAAAAUAAAAUACCUAUCCAGCACUAAAGCAGCAUUAGGUGACUAGUUGUCGAGAAGCACGUUAUUCUACGGAAAGUCAAAUAAGAACAUGUAAUUGAUAAUUAGGUACCAACUUGACAACUUGUUGUUUCGAACGCUCAAAUCUAUUGUUCCACUUUAGCAUUGCACAACUAUCGGUCAGUACAGGCACCUUUCAGCGAAAACACUGAACUAAUCUAUGAAAGUACAACGACACAAAUAAACAUCCAAGUAUCAUUAAAAUUCACUGCAAAAUAACGAACAAAUUGUGCCAAGGAAAUUUGUAGACCUUUUGAAAAAAAAAAAAAAAGAAAAACAACAUAUUACACCAUCCAGUUAGCGACAGGGAAAACAGGCAAAACACAAUUAUUGUCGUCUGACCAGGUCUGACCUAUCGCAACAGAUUGCGGAUUGCGUCGCACGGUGACCGACCGGCAGUUUUUGUUUUUGCAUGGCAGCCAAAAACGAUGAGGUGUCGAUGGCCUCGAAGUUUAUUUUCAUCAUCUCAGUCUCAGUCUUGAAAAUGCUUAGCCGCUGAUAAAAUAUCUAGUGCAGAAAAUUUUUCUCAUUUAUGACGACUUGGCACUAUCGAACCUACAAAAAAGCUGAUCUAAUUAGAGCCGGUUGUAACAGUGUAUAUUGUGGACACUAAUAGACCUCCAUUAUACUUUGAGGUAGCAGAUGAUGGGAGAGAGAUGUUCGAAAAGAGCAGGAAUGUAGAACAUCAUCAAGUCACAAGAAGAAGGGAAAACAUUAAAUUAAAUAUUGAAUAACAGGCAAAACUAAGCUAAAAUACCGCAAAACGCUUAAGGAAAAAUGAAUUUUUCAUUUUUGUUUUCAUAUUGAAGCAAAACAUGAUAAAAGAAAAGAAAUGAAAAAAAAACAAGUGUAUUGAAUUGUUUAUUUUAUGAAAUAUAUAUAACAAUAAAAGUGAAAAAUUA
Molecule: messenger RNA, 4832 nt
Organism: Aedes albopictus (Asian tiger mosquito)
Lineage: Eukaryota; Metazoa; Arthropoda; Insecta; Diptera; Culicidae
Gene: Rim2
Product: mitochondrial carrier protein Rim2
Exons: 6
Coding region: 1094-2260 (388 amino acids)
Biological process (GO): pyrimidine nucleotide import into mitochondrion
Cellular component (GO): mitochondrion
Molecular function (GO): pyrimidine nucleotide transmembrane transporter activity
Source: RefSeq, a predicted model, not a curated record